AUGACAACUAGAACAGUUAAUCACUUCAAGACUUUGAGGGAAAUCUUAGAUUAUAACGAUAGACUAACGCACAACCUGUAUACCGAUGAAGAAACCUUGGCAACCCAUGCACCCCACUAUAGAAUUAAGGAAGCAACCCUCUUUUCGGUGAUUAACUGGAAUGAGAUCAUGACCAAUAGGAAGUUAAUUGUUAUUCUGAUAACAAUGAUUUUGGCAACAUUGGGCCAGCUAGCCUUCAGCUAUGUCGCAAUUGGUUUGGUCAAUGUGCAACAGGAUAUCUCCCUUUUUUACGUAUCCCAAGGUUUGAACCUACUUUUUUCUUAUGUAUUGCCUAUGACAAUGCUUACCGAAAUUGAUGUCGUUAGGGAAAAUCCCCUUGAAAAGCUAUCAACAGAAAUUCAAAUAUAUAGACGUUUGAGAGUAACUGCUGUAAUUCAAUUUUUGUGUACAGUCAUAUCGGGUAUCACCUUGAACGUAAUGAUUACCGGUGGCCCAUACACGAGAGAACGAUUUGGGAUAGGUGAUGGUCCAACAGUUACUGAAGAUGUCACUGGUUUUGUACGUUUGAUUCAAUUCAUCUCGUUUCAGAUCUCGUUGGUUGUUCUGAUCUUAACAUUUGUCAAUUUAUACAUGACAGAUCGCAAAAUCAGAUGCUGUUUUAAUCGAGUUGAGAGGAUGCAGAACACAUCUGAUAUGGAAGUAAUGUUUAAUGAUACUAUACUCCAGCGUAGGUAUAAUCCGGAGUACUUCUAA
This is a messenger RNA of Pichia kudriavzevii, 753 nucleotides long. RefSeq lists its product as uncharacterized. The coding region runs from base 1 to 753 and encodes 250 amino acids. Lineage: Eukaryota; Fungi; Ascomycota; Pichiomycetes; Pichiales; Pichiaceae. The record is from RefSeq and is a predicted model, not a curated record. The transcript has a single exon.